This is a messenger RNA of Aspergillus glaucus CBS 516.65, 294 nucleotides long. RefSeq lists its product as uncharacterized. The record is from RefSeq and is a predicted model, not a curated record. The transcript has 2 exons. Bases 1 to 294 code for a protein of 97 amino acids. Lineage: Eukaryota; Fungi; Ascomycota; Eurotiomycetes; Eurotiales; Aspergillaceae.
AUGUCAUUGAACGUGAGUCUUAUACAUCUGAACUACUUCCUACUUCCUCAAAUCUAUCUAUCUCAAAUAAAAACGAAAAUGUCCGCCCCCAACCCCGGCCGCCAAUCCCCCGACCCCGAGCGCCAGAGCGGCGCCCAACAGCGAGACCCCGUCUCGGCAGGAAAGACCCUCCCUGAAUUCCGUGGCGAACCUCGUCACUCGCAGGUCGAGUCAGAGGAGACCAAGAACACGAAGUUGGAGAGCAACCCCGUACACCGGUUGGAAGAGAUUGAGGCGAAGAAGUAUCAGAAAUAA